Dicentrarchus labrax (European seabass) is the source of this 4881-nucleotide messenger RNA. RefSeq lists its product as uncharacterized. Bases 3861 to 4790 code for a protein of 309 amino acids. Lineage: Eukaryota; Metazoa; Chordata; Actinopteri; Moronidae. The record is from RefSeq and is a predicted model, not a curated record. The transcript is spliced from 3 exons.
CCCCACAGAUUCACCUUCCCUCAAUAGUAAUAUUUACUCUGACUGUCUUGCAUUUAUCAUAUCAAUGCUAUGAAGUGCUUUGUUUGCUCUGAGCCCUUUUCCACUUUUAACCAAGAUUAAAACACACAAUCUUAAUAAACAUAUCAAUUAUGUAUAAUUCUAAUAUAAUAACACAGGAUAUGGAAUUUCUCUGGAUGUUUUGGCAAAUAAAAUGGUAACUGGAUGUAUUUUCUAAUAAAACAUAGCAGUUGGGAGGGGAAUGGUGGGAAACUCUUGGGGAAAAUGUGUAUAAAACUGAAUUAGUCCUGCAAGAACCUCAAUUCGACUAAAACUGAUGGAAAUGGUAGACUUGCAGACGCAACACCAUUUGCAUUUUGAUGCUUAAGAGAGUCUUACUUUUAUUCAAACAACAUCACAUUCAAAUUCAGGUUGUUUGUCUCAAACCACCUUUAAAGUUUUGUUUUUCUCUCAUGAUGGCAAUGUAUUUCAGUUUAUCUGUAUAAUGAUUGCAAACUGAUGGCAUUUACUUUUGGUGUCCUACACCUUGGUCUGAGUAGUGUAUGAUGUUCCAAAAAGGGCAGGGCUUUUAGGGAAAAAAAUCACUGUAUAUUCUUGGGAGACUAAGACGAGUUCUAACAAAAUUAAAACAACAGGGGAAGGCAGUUUAAAUUGAAGGUAGUGAUGAAUUUGAACAUUUUAAGUUUGAUAAGUGUGCUGUUUGAGCACCCAGUUUGUGGUUUAAAUGCAGUCACAGAUGUAUUCCAAUUGGUAGUUAUUGAGGUAUAAAAUCAGCUGUAUGUUUUUUCAUCCUCAGAGUAACAAACAUUUUCACUGGGGUAGUGAUCCCCAAGGCUGCUUCAAAGAGGGCUGGCUCACUACAGUUUAGGAAUUCUGCUUCAUUAAAUACUUCAUUCAACAAGAUAAAAUUGUUUAAGAUACUACAUAUCUAAGUAUUAAUCAGUGAGUUUCUUAUUGAAUUCUACAGUCAAUCACAGCCAUAAAAGGUUAAAAAUAACUUUAGCUAAGUGACUGGAGGCACUUUGGUGAACAAAACAGCAGAGUCAAGGUAUCUCUUACAUCCAUAUCUAGAUUGAUUUCAAUUGGCUCAGCAUGAGGUUUUGCAUUUGUGGUCCAUAGCUUGGGUGGAGACUGAGGAAGGCUUCCUGAAUGGAAAUAGGUAUCAGGUGAAACAUCCGAAUGCCUUAUAAAAGGCCAGCCUCUGGAGACACACGUUUUAUAAAACAAAGACUCUCUGCAAGGAUAUGCAAGUGUUUGACUGAAUAAAACAACGAAACAAAAAAACCCAACAACUGAAUAGCUGAUAAAACAGAGGUUUUAAGAAGAUAUCUUCAGGUGUCUGUUUGUCUCCAAGAGGAAAUCGUCUCUCAUCUAACAUGAAGUACCUUGUCCUGGGGCUGUUUUCAUUGUCUCUGCUGGGAUUUGUCUGGUCUACAGAGAAACCACUUAAUACCACAGUGAUGGCAUACAAUAACACCUCCAAUUCAACCUGGCCAUCCAAGUUGAACACCACGAACAACAACAACAUCAACAACCCCACGGGAACCAAUCCCAUCAAUACGGGAACCAAUCCCACAAUGAUGACGGGCACAGGUGGCAUGAAUACAAUGACCACCAAGAAUGGACAGAACCACAUCUUCACAUCUUUCAGGCUGCUGUUUGGAUCAUUUGUUCUUCAAGCAGUUUGGCAAUGAGCGCCCUCUUGAGGCUCAGAGCUGGAGUGAGUCUUAAACAACAACAUUGUUUGAUCAAAUUGCAAAUUUGAGCAUAUUUUAGAAUAUUAUUUUAGAUAGUUGUCACAAAAUUGUGGUUUAGGGGAUUAUGAAAUGAUUAGUGACAGAGCCAGUUUAUUAAUGUACUAACAUACCUUUUACAGAUUGAGUGAGUCAGAUUCUGCAUUCAUGUGAAUCAUAAUGGAUUUAAGCAUGUUUUUGAGCAUUUUAAGAGAUUAGCAAUGUCUGAUAUGCAACUGAGGUUGGCAUAGCCUAAACCCUUUGUACAUAGCAUAGGCCUAUUUAUUGUCCUGGCCUAGUAGUUGUGUUGACCUUUGAAGCAAGAGUUUAAGAAAAAUAUUACUAAUGAUUGUAUACUACGUAUAAUAUAUUAUAUUAAAUAUGAAAUAUUUGUAUUUACAAUGUAUAUCUAACAAAAAUAAAAAGAGCAUAAUUUCAUUAAAUAUAUGAUAAUGUCAAACUGUUUUUUCUUUUUUACAGUACCCUUUUUUUAAAACCAUAGUGAUUAAAAACAAAGCUUCAAAAUAUGACAUGCUUGAUCUAUGAUAUUUAACAGGUUUAUAUUGACAGACAGUAGUCGAUCAAGAGGUUUAUUUAAGAGGGAGGCUCCCCACAAGCUUUUGUUGCCCGUUAUGAAAAAGACUGGACAUUAAUACUCCAUCAGCACCCAAAUAUUGGACUGCAGCCAAUCUGUAACAACAACUCUUCUCAUAUUUCCCUUAAAACUGCACAUUUAUUUGAUCUUUUUCUUGUAAUAACUUAAAUAUUGUAGACCUAACCAUAUCAUCCAUCAUAGUGGGUUUAAAAAACAUUACCACACAACAUAUGGUAGUACACUACAUGUAAGAAACAAGCAUAAAUUCUGCUUACAUGAGUCAGCAGCUGGAGUGACAAAGAUGGUAUCACUAAGUCACAAAAGGGUCAUUCAUGGUUGUAUGCUUCUAUGGAGGCUUCAGGCUUACGUAGCGUAUGUUAUCAUUCGAUUUGCAAAUGCAUAAAAAUGAAGGGAAUGACAUUAAUAAAAGAGUAAAGUAAUAAAAAACAAACUAAAAAAAUGAGCAAACUGUAUCUUGUCUAAAUCAAUUCCAAAACAUGGUGAUAUAUGGUUUUAGUUUGUUUUUUUAAAUUGACACCUCAAUGUCAUUUUAAAGGCAUUAUUAUGUAUGAGUUUGACUUUUGCAGUUGUUGUGAAAGGUUGUGAGGUGAUUUCAGUGUGUGAAAAUACAAAAAAAUGUAUAUAAUAUCUAGACAAACCAAAAAGUUGUAAAAUGCUGAUUAAAGUAUCUCAGUAAGUUUGGAAAGUAGACUCAUGGUCUUAAUUACUUUUUUUUAUAAAAGAAUAAAAUCUGACUGAAUGACCUUUGUCCUGCGAUGCAAGCUGCCACACAUCACAAAAUUAUAUCGUCAUCUAUUUGUUUCCAGUUUGUCAAUCAUCCACCAGGAGGAACCAAGCAGGGGGAAUAGUUUUCCCUGUAUGAUUAAUCUCAUAAAAAGGAUUAUAAAUACGUAAGUAUAGGGAAGUGCAUUCCGUGUAUAAGCCAGAUGUCAACAUAACAGAGAGGAAGUCCAUCAUGGUUAUUCAUUGCUAAAAAAAAAAAAAAGUAAAAUAUAUUCCAGAUAAUGUAUCUUAAAGUUGCCUAUUCACAGUAAGUGUGAAUUUGAGGUUGGGUUAAAGGAAGAUGAGCAGUCAAAGAAUAUGAGCAUCAUAGCAAUCCCUGGGGAUGAUAUGAUAUAAUUAUAAUUUAUAUUUCCUCAUAACUGACCAGUCCAAAUGCUAAUUUUCAUUAUUAAAAUUUAACUUAUUCUUUUUUCAUAACAGGAACAACGUUUCAGCAUGAAUGGUGAAUGGUGCAACAAACUUCCUGGAACCAUUGCCAGGUUAUUAUACUGCAUGUCAUAAAUGUAUCACCUGCCCCUCCCGAAAUGUGAUAUUUUUGUAUAAAAGCAAGAACAAAAGUUUCCUCUCAGUUUCCCAGAAAUAAUUAGAAGAACACCAGGUCGGGGUGGGAGAACUUUCACAGCACUACAACACACACAAGCCGACCUUCUGCGCAAAAGAAAAUUUUCAGUGACAUUUCUGGUGCAUCUCUACCUCCUUCGCUCUCCACCAUGAAGAUAUUGGCUCUGGGAUUUUGCAUACUGUUGGCAUUAGAAAAGGUUCAAGAAAACGCUGCAAUGACUACAACCACCUCGGCAAGCAACACUACAACUGUUGCCAAAAACACCACUACAACCUUCGCCAAAACUGUUUCUACCACCACCUCUAUGCCAACGACUACAACCACCUCAGCAACCAUCACUACAACCGCCGCCCCAAACACCACUACAACUGUCGUCCCAAGCACCCCUACGACCGUCGCCCCAACUGUUUCUAACACCACCUCUACGCCAACGACUACAACCACCUCAGCAACCACCACUACAACCGCCACCCCAAAGACCACUACAACCCUCAUCCCAAGCACCCCUACGACCGUCACCCCUACUGUUUCUACCACCACCUCUAUGCCAAUGACUACAACCACCUCGGCUACCACCACUACAACUGUUGCCCCAACUGUUUCUACCACCACCUCUAUGCCAAUGACUACAACCACCUCGGCUACCACCACUACAACUGUAGCCCCAACUGUUUCUACCACCACCUCUAUGCCAAUGACUACAACCACCUCGGCUACCACCACUACAACUGUUGCCCCAACUGUUUCUACCACCACCUCUACGCCAACGACUACAACCACCUCUGCAACCACCACUACAACUGUCGCCCCUCCUGUUUCUACCACCACCUCUAUGCUAAUGACUACAACGACCUCUGCAUUCAUGUCUACAACUGUUGCCCCAGACUCUACUAUAAACAUGUCUACAGCGAUUUCUGCGAUAGCUAUGACCACCCCUACCACCGGGAAUACAACCACCACAGCAAUGACAAAGACGUCAACUACACAAACCACCACCACACACAAUGGAGGCUCAAAAGUCAAAACUUCUCUACUGUUUUGUGUUGUGCCAUUGUUGCUUUACAUGCUGUGCCCCUGAACAGGAACUUGCAAAACCCACCUACUGGACUAAAAGAUUUAAUUUCCUCUCUGUGUCAACAUUUCUCAGUGUUGUCUGUGCUUGUUAUGCU